GGCGGGGCCGUCCCUAGAGUAGAGAUGGCGGCGACGGCAGCCGAGGUUGCGGCCUCUGGCUCUGGAGAGGCCCGGGAAGAAGCCGAAGCUCCGGGUCCCGCCUGGGAUGAGUCCCAGCUACGAAGUUACAGCUUUCCGACCAGGCCCAUCCCACGUCUGAGCCAGAGUGACCCUCGGGCGGAAGAGCUCAUCGAAAAUGAGGAGCCAGUGGUGCUGACCGACACAAACCUUGUGUAUCCUGCACUGAAGUGGGACCUCGAAUACCUGCAAGAGAAUAUUGGCAACGGAGAUUUCUCUGUGUACAGUGCCAGCACCCAUAAGUUCUUAUACUAUGAUGAGAAGAAGAUGGGCAAUUUCCAGAACUUUAAGCCAAGGUCCAACAGGGAGGAAAUUAAAUUUCAUGAGUUCGUUGAGAAACUACAAGCUAUACAGCAGCGCGGGGGAGAAGAGCGGUUGUAUCUGCAGCAGACACUCAAUGACACCGUGGGGAGGAAGAUUGUCAUGGACUUCUUGGGUUUUAACUGGAACUGGAUCAAUAAACAGCAGGGGAAACGCGGCUGGGGGCAGCUGACCUCUAACCUGUUGCUCAUUGGCAUGGAAGGAAAUGUGACACCUGCUCACUAUGAUGAGCAGCAGAACUUUUUUGCCCAAAUAAAAGGCCAUAAGAGAUGCAUCUUAUUUCCUCCGGAUCAGUUCGAGUGCCUCUAUCCAUACCCUGUCCAUCACCCCUGUGACAGGCAGAGCCAGGUGGACUUUGACAAUCCUGACUACGAGAGGUUCCCCAAUUUCCGAAAUGUGGUUGGUUAUGAGACAGUGGUUGGCCCUGGGGAUGUUCUUUACAUCCCAAUGUACUGGUGGCACCAUAUAGAGUCAUUACUAAAUGGGGGAAUUACCAUCACUGUGAACUUCUGGUAUAAGGGGGCUCCCACCCCUAAGAGAAUCGAAUAUCCUCUCAAAGCUCAUCAGAAAGUAGCCAUCAUGAGAAACAUUGAGAAGAUGCUUGGAGAGGCCUUGGGGAACCCACAAGAGGUGGGGCCUUUGUUGAACACCAUGAUUAAAGGCCGUUACAACUAACCUGCCAGAGGUCAAGGCCUCCUGUCAGGUGACUGCUAUCCUGUCCACAUGCUUCGUUGAUGAGGACAGGACACUCCAAGCACUAGUAUUGCACGCUGCACUUAAUGGACUGGACUCUUGCCAUGGCCCUGGAGGCAGGUGUCUGAGGCAAGGCAGGGUAGUUGACUCCACUCCCAUUUGGAAAGGUUUCUCACCCUUGCCUCUUGAGCCCCAGAACCUUCCCUCUGCCCCCCUGAAGUCCUGCAUUUAGUGUGUGGAGUCCCAGCUUCUGGUUGUAAUCAUGUCUGUGUUAGUCUGUUAACCUCAGGGUGUGUGUGUGUGUGUACAUGUGUGCAUAUGCAUGUGUGUAUACACACACAUGCAUGUAUCUGUUCCUUGUUCCCUCUUCCUGGGUCAGGAUGUCACUUCUGGCUCUCAGCUCCUGUCUCCUGAAGCCUCAGUGCCUCAGCCUGGGAGGAGAGAUGCUCCUGUGUCCCUACAACAUCUGGGCUGUGGUGCCAGAAUGACUCUGCACAUGAGUCUGCCUUCUGCCAGUUUUUGCAGCAUAGUCAGGCUACAAACCAGGUGGCAAUAACUGCUGGGGCCCUAAUGGGGACAUUGAGAAGGAGGCUUAUCUUUGGGAGGUAGCCUUCUAGUGGAAGAGGAUUAGAUAAGAUUCCAGUUGAGAACUACAUGCUUAAGCCAUACAUAGAAGGAAAACUUGGGGACCUGAAACCAGGAUUGUGCAUAUGUCCAAAUACAGGCAUUUGCAGCCGUUCUCUUCAGUACCAGCUCCUGUCCCUGUGCUGCAAUGAGGGAUUCUAGCUCUGACUUUUUUGGGCUCGAGGGGUAUGAACCUCUGCAUGUGUGUGUACACAUCUGCACACUUGUAUGCAUGUGUGAUCACACUUGCCAUCCUUCUUGCUUACUAAGGUUCUCAACUGCUAACAUUGUCCAGUGUGGCAGUACAGCGUGAACCCCAGAUACUGCCUGACUCAGCCUAGAGCUUUUACACUCGGAUUUUAGCCAUCCCGUCUUGGUCAGAUCUUACUGCAGCCUACCUAAAGCUGACUGGCUCAAGCCUCCCAGUCCUGUGUCUUUCCCUGUCUGAACCACAUCCCUGCUCCUGCUGAGCUUCCUGGCUGAGUAGAUGAAAUGGGGUCAGACUUAGGCAGCUAACUCAAUACCUUUCAUCCACCUCAGGGCAAGGGGAAAAAAAAUGUCCUCUUGCCUCUUAGAGCCAGCGCCUCUGCCAGACCCAACAAAGCGUCGCAUGUGAGCUGGAGUAGAGCUGGGAGAGCUUGGAGAUAGAAUUUACUUUUCUGUUGGUAGCUGUUUAUGGGAGCCCUCCUCGGGGCUGCAGCUUAUAGCUCUGUGUUACACAACACAGAGCGCAAUCAUUUGUAUCUGUUAAGAGGGAAUGGGGCCCCAGCAGCUUGGCAGAGUGGUGGCCCCGUGUCCACUUACCUCAAGUCCCUUCCUUCUCUGUCAACCUUUUUUCUCUAAAAUUGGAGUUGGAAGUCUGAUUUUAUUCUUUUCUUUGCCACCUUUUAGUCCCCUUCCCUGUAGAUUUGACCUCCCGUGUUCAAGCUGUGGGUCUUAGCCCUGAAGCUCAGCUUACAGCGCCCCAUGGACUGAACAGAUGCAGGCGAAUGCUUGUGCACCCGUGUGCGUUUAGGGGCGGGAGCUCUAGCCCCCACUCUGGGCUCUGCAGUGUGGUUGCGCAGACUUGGUACCUUCUUGAGUAUGGCUCUUUAAAUACAGCCCGUGCUGGGCAGUGUGAUCGCGGCAAACGCAUGCCUCCAUCUCUUUUGGGAACGAGGGAUGCAGCAGAAGAGGGAGGCAGAGUGGUAUUAGUUUGGCCACCGUGGCGGAUUUUCAUUCUCCGCAGAUCUAUGGUCCUGGCUCUGCCCUCAAAGGUGUCUGGGAUGUGUGGCAGGGAGUCUGGAUCUGCUCGGUUGACCCUUCAGUAUAACUCUGCUCUCACAGGUCUGACCUAGGGUGGCUGAGGGCAGCGAGAGAGAAGGUGAGCUUAGGCACCAUCACAGGAUUGGCCCUGAUGCUGGGAUGAUGUCAUGGCUGUUCCUGGUCUUAGACACCUGAUGUGUACCUGUUGUUUCUAGCUCUGUCCCUCACAGUGCUGCGUGGUAGUCAAGAGCAAACCUAAUGCCAUUUAGCUAUAAACCCACUACUCCCUGCUCCUCCAUUUCUUCCAAAUGCUGUUGGUUCUCUACCUCACCUCAAGCCUUGUUCCCUAGAGAGUGUGCAGGUAGACUCAGGCAAGAGGGUGUGGAAGGGUGAAAGGCUUUGGGGGUUCAGCUAGAGACAUGGAAAAGCUGCCUAGAAAGCCAUCUUAACAAGCUAAGGGUUCUGGGAAGAAGCAGAAGAGUGAGCUUCGGCCCUGCGGGGGAAAGGGGUGCUGUAGGUCCUGUAGCUCCUCUCACCACACCUCUGCAUGCUGAGAGGAAGCUCUGGUAACCCGAUUCAUAUUCUGCUGGGCCACUUCCUCCUGGGGAUGGCAAGCAGGGACUCACCUAGGCUAGGGUCUCAACCCUAGGGCUGUUGAGGCUCCAGUUGUACUUGCAGCAGAGCAGGCAUCACUAUUGUGUACCCAUUCUAGCCAACAGCCUGGGAGUCAGACGUGCCAAGGAAGGUGGAGACCUGGGCUUGUCCAGGGGUCAGCCAUCUUGCAGGCUCUCGUGUUUAUACCAGCAGUACAGUGAAAACUACUGUUUUGUGAAGUCAAAUAUUUGCUGGGGGGUUAGAGUUAUGGGGUGGAGGAGGGGCUGUUCUGGGCAUCAGUUGAGCAGAUGCCCAGGAUGCCUGGGGGAGACCAGCUUCCCCUACAAAUCAGAGCUCUAAAUUACAAGGUUUUUACCAACGCGAACAGUUGGGGGAAGUCGUCUGCUCUCAUUUGCGUAAUGGUUUCUGUCACUGGUGAUUAGACACAGGAUGAAGGAAAAGAAAUUUGACAAUUAGGAAUGAGCCAUCAUUAAUCUGAAUCUGUUAGGAGACAGAGAGGGGAAGGCUCCUUACUAUUGGGCCAACCUAGUAUGGGGAGACACUCCCUAUUUCUGACCCCAGAAUCUUGUGGGCCAGGUACCCUUUUGGAGUUCCCACAAGUGUGGGUGGAGUUUGUAUGCCUUCAUAGACUGGAGUCCAGGCCCAGCUUGAGGUGGGUUUGCAAACAGACAUCUUUCUGCCUGAGCCCUCGCAGUUGAAGGUAGGUAGGCUGGUUACUGCGUGUGCUCAGUUACAGGAAGGAUCUCUGUAGUAGUCAGCACUGUUGCGCCCCACCUGUGACAGGGAUCUGUCACUUCGAAGCACUUGAGCUUGUGUGGGAAGCCUGAGCUUCAUCAAACCCCAGACACUGGUGGAAGUUGGAAAGGAAACCGUAUGAAGAGUAGCAGAGCCUAGGUAUGUGCAAGGAGGGGUGUGAGGAAGAGCUGGUCCAGCACAGGCUGUCUGGGAGGAGACUCGGCCUCUCAGCAGCGUUGUCUUACUCUGGAUCAGCGAGCCAUUGCUGUGGGGAACACUGAGGUUCCUGGCUCAGUGACCCAGUGAUGUGGCUAUUGAAAAAUGGAGAGUCCAGCGUAGAUCUUCCAGUGUUUGCAAGUUACCUCACCACUCACCCCCAUCCCUUCAAACGCCUAAGAAUAUUAGUCUGUACCAAGUAGUGGUCCUCACCAUUAGUGUGUUCCUUAGACCCCAGCCCCCCCAAGGUUUGGAGGGGGCUCCUCUGUCUCCUUUCAUAAUGUGAACUUCUCAAGGAUGGUGCUAUCUCAGUCCUUGGUAAGUUCCCUACCUCUGUUGUCUUUCAUCCUUCAAAACUUGGUGCAGAAUUUAGCAAGGGCUACCAGCAGUGACCCUCUGACCAGUUUUUCCUACAUGGCCAGGGGUGGGGAUGGGGAUAGCUCAGGGUUGUAGAGGCCAGGCCUUUCCAGUUCCUGUUUCUCUUGGUGUCCUCUUGACCCAUCUUUAAGAGGAUCCUUGAGCUUUCUCCUAACUAGGCUCUCAGUGGCCUCUUUACCAAGGCUCUUUUCCUCAAAGACGCUCUCUGGCUCCAAGUGCUGGGCAGCCUGGCUGGAGGAUCCCUCUCCACAGGGUCUGUCCCUGCCCCUGCUUCACUUCUGACCUCAGGUAGCUCUGUUGCUGUGUCCCUGCUGAGUUGCUAUGUCCGUCUGCUCUGUCCACUUACCAUUCCUCAGUCUUUCCAUGCUGGGCCGUUGUCUUACCAUGGCCAUCCUUCCUACCUUUUCUUCAGCCAGCUCUGUUUAAUUAUAGACCCAUAGGGUCCUGACUGGAGCCCCAUUGAGCACUUUGGGGACGUUUCUGGAGGAACAGAGGCUCAGAAACUGGUGUCCUCAAGGCCCAUGGGCCUGUGGUUAGCGAAGCCUCGGAGACAACUGGGGAGGAACUUGGAGAGGUGAAGGACUUGGUGAGAGACUUGGAGAAAGAGGCCAGGCUUGGGAAAGCAGGGUGGCAGGAGCGAGCUCUGUUUUCCAUGAGUGUGUCCUUGUGCCUUAGGGUCCAGCAGUUCAGGUAUGAGGGGCAUUUUCUGAAUGCCUCCUAAUUUCUCUCAGGUCUUUGGCUCAGUGUCACCAAGUUUGACAGACCCCUUCGUUCCUGAGCUUGCUAGAAGGGAAGCAGCACGUUGAGUGGUGUGGUGUGGUGCGAGAGCGGAGGCCUCCCAUGCAGAAGGCUGGGGUGGUGGACAAGAGAAAGGGCCCGGUGGUCAGCUUCUCACCGAUGACUCUCCAUGCCUCAAGAGACUGAGUAUAGUAGUUGGUUCAAGAAGUUACUCUAAAACUGCCUGCCCUCUUCACCUAAAGUCUGUUCUCAUUUCGGGGAGGAAUGCAAGUCCUUAAUUUUCAAGGGAAGACAGUCUAGUGUUUAAAAGCAUGUGUCUGGGGUCUGGUCCCUUUGGUACAUUUCUAGCUUGCUACUUACCAGCUGGGUUUGACCUUGGUUGAUUGAUUGAACCCGAGUCUCGGUUUCCUUUCCUAUAAUGACUUGUGGGGGUGGGGGUUUGAAAAUAUCUACCUCAGGGUUGCUGGAUGAACUGAAAUAAUGUCUGUAAAGCUUUAGCACAGUGCCUGGCAAGCACUUAAUAAACGGCUGUGGUGGUGGUGGUUUA
This is a messenger RNA of Mus musculus (house mouse), 6190 nucleotides long. RefSeq names its product hypoxia-inducible factor 1, alpha subunit inhibitor (gene Hif1an). Gene Ontology annotation, cellular component: nucleoplasm; perinuclear region of cytoplasm; cytoplasm. The transcript is spliced from 8 exons. Bases 25 to 1074 code for a protein of 349 amino acids. Gene Ontology annotation, molecular function: RNA polymerase II-specific DNA-binding transcription factor binding; zinc ion binding; carboxylic acid binding. The record is from RefSeq and is marked validated. Gene Ontology annotation, biological process: regulation of developmental process; positive regulation of myoblast differentiation; regulation of signal transduction. NCBI's taxonomy places the organism in Eukaryota, Metazoa, Chordata, Mammalia, Rodentia, Muridae.